Messenger RNA from Dracunculus medinensis (Guinea worm), 2154 nucleotides. The record is from the annotation of a GenBank genome assembly. NCBI's taxonomy places the organism in Eukaryota, Metazoa, Nematoda, Chromadorea, Rhabditida, Dracunculidae.
AUGGCGUUAGGAGUUUUCGGUCAACAGCAAAAAUUAUAUCGUGCAGCAAUAAACUCAUCAACUACUAUUCAACCUAUUUCAACACUUCCAUUACUGCCAUUUUUACCUCAACAAUCUUCUGAUUUUCGUCCACCUCCUAUGGAAAUUGUUGAUUUAUGUGAACGACAACGAGCAACUAUUACUUGCGGUCUUUCAUUCUAUAAUUAUGAUUUAUUUACGCAAAAUUUAUUAUAUUCUGAUUCAUGGAAUUUAUUCUGUAAACGGAAAGAUGAAGAAAUAAGAUCUAUUGGAUGUAAAAUCGAAGGAUGUCCUUUGUUCGCCGAAAGUUGUCCAGUUGAUCCGAAUAUUAUUGCAUUCGUUGCCAAUUCCAAUGUACAUAUCGACUAUAAUGGGAAAAUAAUAUAUUCAACGAAAUCAAAUAAUGGAGUAAUAAAUGGAGUACCAUCAUUCAUUUCUCAAGAAGAAUUUGAUAGAUUCACUGCAAUUUGGUGGAGUCCGGGACCUGAAAAAAUGUUACUUUAUGAAAAAGUUGAUGAAAAACUUGUUACUGAAUUACAGUUUACUUGUCCUGGACAUAUGCCAUCACCUAUUAUGCGAUAUCCAUUGGCUGGCAUGGCCAACGCGAAAUCAUCACUACGAUUAAUUGUUAUUAGUGCGACAGAGGUUUUCGAUAAUGAGUUGAAAGUUGAUCUCAAAAGUAGGUUUCCUUGGUAUGAAUACUUAGCCCGAGUGGGUUGGACAGCCGAUGGUAGCGCAGUUUGGGCAAUUUUAAUGAGUCGUCUACAAGAACGUUAUGAAUUAAUACUUAUACCAAAAGAUUUAUUUACCGAAGCCAGUUCCGGCAAUUUGAAGGAUAUUAUUUCGCUAAUUCACGAAGAAACCAACAUUUGGUUCAAUGUGCAUAAUUUGACUCAUUUUUUGCAUCCAGUGGAUGGUGCUAUUACAUUUCUGCAUUCAUCAAGUCUCACGGACCAUACACAUUUGUCUUUAUAUAAAGCCAAGAUUUUUGAAGCUAUAACUCAUUAUUCUUUCGAUGGUUGUGUAUCUUUUGAUGAAAUGAAGGUGACACGGGGUGAUUGGUCAAUUAUUAAGAAUGUCGCUCUGCAUGUGGAUACCAAAAGACAUCAUGUAUAUUUUCUCGCUAAUAAACAUCAUGUAGCCGACACAAAUGUAAGUGAACGUGUUGACGAUAGUCAUUGGUUAAAUCCAGAAAUAGGAUUCGUUUGUUGGGAGAGUUCACUGAAAAUGCCACCUCGUUGCUCAUUUUAUCGUAUUUUGCAAAGCUAUGAUAAAUGUCUUCCAUCGGCAGUAUUACAACACGUGCUGGAAAUCGCUGGAGAAUUGCCUCGUGAACCUCCUUCUUCACUUAUAGCAUCUCAACAAUUUCCGGAGUUAAUUGAAUUUGACUCUCGAAACUCUGGUAAGAAACAUUAUGCACUGCUAUUGCGUCCAUCAAAUAUUGCAUUGGGAACGCGAUACCCUGUGAUACAAUUUGUCUAUGGCGGACCUGGUAUUCAGCUCGUCCGAAAUAUAUGGGCUGUCUGGUCAGAAUUAAUAAAAUUUACAAGUUUGGGAUAUGCUGUAGUGAUGGUAGAUGGUCGCGGUUCUGCUAAUCGUGGAAUAUCGUUCGAAGCCCAUUUAAAAUAUAAACUGGGAACAGUGGAAAUCGAUGAUCAAAUAGAAGGUUUAAAUGAGGUUGCUAAACGAGCCAAGGGAUUAUUGGAUUUAAAUCGAGUUGCUAUUAAAGGGUGGUCGUAUGGUGGUUAUCUAGCACUCUUAUCCAUUGCUAAAUAUCCUCACAUUUACAGAGCUUGUGUUGCUGGUGCAGCUGUAGCAUGCUGGGAUUUAUAUGAUACGGCCUAUACUGAGCGAUAUUUAGGGUUGCCUUCUUUUAUUUAUGAGGAAGCAUCAGUACUCAGUUAUAUCAAUCAACUUCCAGAUGAAGAAAAUCGAUUAUUGCUUAUUCACGGACUUUUAGACGAAAAUGUUCAUUUUUCUCAUACGCAACGCUUAAUCGAAGCAUUAAUUGCUGCUGGAAAACCAUAUAAUUUACAGAUUUUUCCAUCAGAACAUCACGGUAUACGAUCUUCAAAUGCUAAUGAUUUCUGCGAUGCAACGGUCCUGCAAUUUUUACGAAAAGCUUUAUCCUCAUAG